Molecule: messenger RNA, 1901 nt
Organism: Emys orbicularis (European pond turtle)
Lineage: Eukaryota; Metazoa; Chordata; Testudines; Emydidae
Gene: BHLHE40
Product: basic helix-loop-helix family member e40
Exons: 5
Coding region: 1-1242 (413 amino acids)
Biological process (GO): circadian regulation of gene expression; anterior/posterior pattern specification; regulation of neurogenesis
Cellular component (GO): nucleus
Molecular function (GO): RNA polymerase II cis-regulatory region sequence-specific DNA binding; protein dimerization activity; DNA-binding transcription factor activity, RNA polymerase II-specific
Source: RefSeq, a predicted model, not a curated record
AUGGAAAUGAUCCCCAGCGCCCAGCCCCCUCCCGCCUGCCUGGGCAAGCUGCCUGCGCUGGAGAGCAACGAGAUGCCAGGGCUGGCCUUUUCUCACAUGUAUCAAGUGUACAAGCCCAGGAGAGGGUUAAAAAAAAGUGAAGACAAUAAGGAGACCUAUAAAUUGCCCCACAGACUGAUAGAGAAGAAGAGACGUGAUAGGAUUAAUGAGUGCAUUGCCCAACUGAAAGAUCUCUUACCAGAACAUCUCAAACUUACAACUUUAGGUCACUUGGAGAAGGCAGUGGUUCUUGAACUUACCUUGAAGCAUGUGAAAGCACUAACUAAUCUCAUUGAGCAGCAGCAACAGAAAAUAAUUGCUUUACAGAAUGGUUUACAAGCUGGUGACUUGUCAUCGAGAAACCUUGAUACCAGCCAGGAAAUGUUUCGAUCUGGUUUCCAGAUGUGUGCCAAGGAAGUGCUGCAAUACCUGGGAAAGCAUGAGAACACGAGGGAUCUGAAAUCUUCUCAGCUGGUCAGUCAUCUGCACCGAAUGGCCUCUGAGGUUCUCCAGGGCGGAGCCAGCCGAAAAUCUGGAGAUGCGCCCCUGAAAACGGUGGACUUGAAGGAGAAGUCUGGCUCUUUGCCCAAAACUGCUGAGGGUUAUGGCAAGAACUGUGUGCCUGUUAUACAGAGGACUUUUGCACACUCCAGUGGAGAGCAGAGCGGGAGCGACACAGACACAGACAGUGGGUAUGGAGGAGAGCUGGAGAAAAGUGACUCAAACGCUGAUCAACAGUAUUUUCCAAAGGAUACGGGACUCAACUAUACCAUGCAAGAGAGAAUAAGCUCUAUUAAGCAAGAGACUGAGGACCCACCAGCCAAAAGGACCAGAAUGGAAACUUCAGAAGACGAAGGCCAUUUUAGCAGUGAUCUGAUUGGCUCUUCAAGUAGUUUUUUGGGCCCUCACCCUCACCAGCCUCCUUUGUGCCUGCCUUUUUAUUUGAUCCCACCAUCCGCAACUGCCUAUCUGCCUAUGCUGGAGAAGUGUUGGUACCCGGCUUCCAUGCCUGUCUUGUACCCAAGUCUCCCAGCCUCUGCUGCAGCACUUUCAGGGCUAAUGAACCCAGAUAAAAUCUCUCCAUCUCUUCUGAUGCCUCAGAGACUUCCUUCUCCACUACCAGUCCAUUCCCCUAUCGACUCCUCAGCUCUGCUUCAAGCUUUGAAGCAGAUUCCUCCUUUGAACUUGGAAACCAAAGACUAAGCACAGUGUGACCGUUUUCUUUUUCUUUUCUUUUUUUUAAGUUUGAGACUCUUUCAGUUUUAUAUACCGGCUGGACUGAGGUGUGGGGAUAAGGUUCAUUGAAAGUAGGAAGCAAAAUCCACUUUUCUCUGACUUGUCAGAUAGCGUGGGAAAGGAUGAAGGAAGCACCCAGGUUAGCCAUUCGGGGGAGUUUAAAAGGAAGAAAAAAAAAAAAGGUUUUUUUUGUGCUUUACCCUCCCCAUCUACAGAGCAACAGCUGACUUAGUCAGUGAGGAUUAUAUUUCAAAGCUGUGAAAAAUAUUCCAUUAGGCAGAUUUAGGUGUUAGGGUCUGUGAAUAUAAAAAUAUGGUACUUCUUAUGAGGGCUUUUCAAAGCAAUGGCCCACCGCCAGAUUUGUUACCCCACCCAGUUGCCAGUAUUUGAAAUGAUACACGCAUGCACAGCAGUUGAAGCAUUGGUGUUAGUCCCACUAAAACGAUUCAGAGUAGCAAUCACUGGUUGGUAACGCACAGUCAGUGGUUCAGGGAGAGUGAAGACAAGUUUCUCUCCACACCUCUGCUGAAUGUUUAAAAAACAAAAUGAAUAAAAUGUAGAUGCUGCUUAGAAGCUUUACAUGGUGUACUUCUAAUUAAUAAAUUAACAUGCAUCCCUUUCUAUAA